CCAGAGUCGUGCGAGUCACGGUCAUCGCAUUCAAGUGUUCGUAUGUCAUCUAUCGUCUGCGGGCGACCAGAAGGCGUACCGCAUGAUGUCUAGCCUCUCACCAGUUGGGACGGCAGGCUUCAUGCGUAGACCCUUCCGGCCCGACUGCAGACGACAGACGACCAACAGACGCACAAUACUGUACACACACGCCGAUACCACGACAGAGAAUCAGCCUUUUAUCUCACUUCUAUACAGGCGCACACGCCCACAACGCACCUGUUCUUCGAUCUGUGUCGUGUUCGAUGGAACCUGCCUACCAUGUUCUGGCUCUGACUGGGUCAAUCAGCACCAGGGAACGUUCGAGCAGCUGGCUGUCAUUGAACACAUCCCGCCCGACCGACACGCAACGAUAGAGCACGAACAUCACACAAAUGAGCCAAGACACUCGGAAAAAUACAUACGAAGACAUGUGGACACCACUCAGGCCAGAGAAACCGCCGCCAUCUUCUCUCUCCUCAUGCGGCCCUCGGCAUGGUCGGCAGCAUCAUCAUGGCGUGUUGUACAGUGACCAGCAGCACGAGCCUCCGAUACAUGCUCAGCGUCACACCCCACUUAAACAGCGUGCCGGGACCGAACUGCAGCACGAUGCUGUCCGACCAGCCGUCGGGCAGGCCCCGCAUACGGUACGCAGGCCAGUUCUCGGGCGGCCGGGGCUCCACCCCGGUAUGCUCUCCUCUCCUCUCACCAGACAGCCCACCUGACACAGCACACCACAGACAAGGCGCGAAAUCCGCCGUCGCGAUGGCGCAUGCGUGUGUCGUUGUGAUGUCAGUUGUGAUGUCAGUCCCACUCUCUCUUAUCAGUACGGAGCUCACCUCUGAUGGCGAGUGUCUGCAUGUCGCGCAGCCAGGGUAUGCCCUCCUCGCGAGAAGCGAACAGCAGGCCCACCGCACGGAUGGAGGGAGAUGGGAUCCGGCCGCUGUGGAAGGGGGAGGGCGCAGCGAACAGAGAAGACAGCAGUGAAUAACGGGCGUCCUGCCACACGACCUGAAGACGGACACACAAAACAUCAAACAACAUCAAGAACGAAAAACGAUGAGACUUUCUCUCUGCGUUUGCGUACCAUAGCCCAGGAGUCAUCAUCGGGCGGACGCCCCAAAGGCAGCGGCACAGGGACCGGCGGCCGCUCCCUCCUCCCAUCAGCCACCUCCCACCGACACAACUCAUUCGCCCAGCCGUCGUACCACACAGACUCAUGGCCAGCCACACUCGCUGAUGACGGUGCGUCGGUGGGCGGCUGGGGGAGGGGGUGAGUUGACAGCGGCAGGAGGGGACGUGUCAUCGAUGAGGGUGCCUCUGUGGAGGGGGGGGAGGGGGUGUGGGAGGCUGUGGGGGGGUCGAUGAAUGCGAGCAGCGACGAACGGGUGAGAACAAGGUAACGCGCCUGAGGGAAGGAAAGACGGAAACCAAGUGGCACAUGUCAUGUUUGUCACAUCCAUCGACUCUCGCUCUUGCUCGUCGUACCUUGGAGCGCACUCGCUGCCCAUUCCUCAUCCGCCUGAUGUCGGCGGCGAUGCCCUCACGCACCUCAUACACGUCGUCGCCGUCCUUGGCGCCAUACACCGACACCCAGCCCUCCCUCACGACCUGGCUCCCGUCCAGCGACACUCGGCGCCUUGUUCGAGGCCACAAGCGGCCGACCACCGACCACCAAGCGCCGUGCAGGCAGUCCCACGGCGAGCAAGGGCGCUCAGCUUCAGUCGUCAU
Molecule: messenger RNA, 1749 nt
Organism: Vitrella brassicaformis
Lineage: Eukaryota; Vitrellaceae
Source: the annotation of a GenBank genome assembly